This is a messenger RNA of Stereum hirsutum FP-91666 SS1, 1245 nucleotides long. Its product is annotated as FabD/lysophospholipase-like protein. The record is from RefSeq and is a predicted model, not a curated record. NCBI's taxonomy places the organism in Eukaryota, Fungi, Basidiomycota, Agaricomycetes, Russulales, Stereaceae. Gene Ontology annotation, biological process: arachidonate metabolic process. The transcript is spliced from 3 exons. The annotation marks the transcript as partial. Gene Ontology annotation, cellular component: membrane.
CUGUUCAUAGAUGGCGGCGGCAUCCGUGGCCUGUCAUCCCUCCAGGUCCUAUGGAACCUCAUGCGCGAGAUCCAACUAUCUGAACAUCUAGAGAAAAUGCCGUUGCCUUGCGAAUGUUUCGAUCUGAUUGGUGGUACAAGCACCGGAGGGAUCAUUGCGCUCAUGCUGGGCCGCCUUCGCAUGUCCGUCGACGACGCCCUCCACAAGUACGCCCAGCUUUCAAAGGAUGUAUUCUCAGACGAAAAGUUUCUUGGGGAUGGAGCUUUCAAGGCGAGUAAUCUAGAGGCUGCGAUAAAGAAAGUCAUCUCAGCACAACCCGCGGCUAUGCACGACUCGGAGGCGAGGAUGAGGGAUGAUGCGCCCUCUGGUGGAUUGUGCAGGACUUUUGUCUGCGUUACGGCUCCAGUCGCUUUAGGUUCACCCACUCCCACGCUCUUCCGGACCUACGAACCUCGCCACGAACGCUUCAUCAACUGUAAGAUCUGGGAAGCAGCUCGCGCUACAUCCGCUGCGCCUACAUUCUUCAAGCCGAUCGAGAUUGACAAUGGCUUUGGCAUUCUCAGUCGCUACACUGACGGCGGCAUUGGUCAUAACAACCCUGCUGGUGUUGUUCUUCAUGAGGCAUCUUCGAUAUUCCCAGAGCGAAAAAUCGCUUGUAUGAUCAGUAUUGGGACUGGAAAGCUAAAAGUGUCUAGGCUCGACAGACCUGGUUUCAUUCAGCGUAUUAUGCCACGCAUCGAUGUCGCUGUCGCUAUUGUAAAGAUCGUCACAGACUGUGAAACGGUCGCAGAGGAUAUGGAGCACCGCUUCCAUGAUUCGCCAGGCGUAUAUUUUCGCUUUAAUGUCGACCAGGGCAUGGAUGGUGUUAAGCUUUCAGAUUGGGACAAGCUGGACGUGGUGCAUGAUGUCACCGAAAUGUAUCUGAGGUCUACAACGGUCUCGAAGACGAUGACAGAUGCGGCGGCAGCUGUACGAGCUCGACGCGGAGUCGCUCCGACCGUCCAAGCUAGUAUGUUCUGUUCAUUGUAUUUUCUUAAAUUCCAUCUAACUCAUAGCGGCAAUAGGUGGUGCGCUUCCGAGGGCUGUUGCUCAUUCGAAGCCUGUUGCGAUCCGCAAACGCUGCCCUCCUUCAACACCGUAUUUCACGGGGAGAGACUCCAUUCUCUCGAGAAUGACUCUAUACUUCUCUGGAAAGUCCGGGCGGCGUCGUAUAUUUGUGGUUCACGGCCUGGGCGGCAGUGGUAA